AUGUGGAGCAACGGUUUUGAUUCGGCGAUAGAGCAUCGGCGGUUAUGCAAGCACGGGUACGUACCGGUGGUGCGCGUGCGGCUGGAGGGCACGGAGCACACGUGCGGUCGGGGCGGGCGCGAGACGCGGAGUGCGGCACUCUCACACCACCCUCGUGCUGAUGGUCGUGUGCGCCCCCCCUCCCCCGGCCCCUCCUCCCACACCUCAGCCCCCUCCACCACCGUCAACAGCACCACUGACACCGCUCUCUGCUCUCCUCUCAGCCGCAGAGCCGAAAAACUUCCGUUACCUGAAAAGUGA
Molecule: messenger RNA, 300 nt
Organism: Danaus chrysippus (African queen)
Lineage: Eukaryota; Metazoa; Arthropoda; Insecta; Lepidoptera; Nymphalidae
Source: the annotation of a GenBank genome assembly